AUGGCCGGGACAGAUGAACCCCCAGGACAAGCUGAGCAAUCCCAACCUGCAAUGCAGGUCAUCGUUCUUGGUUCCGGAGGAGGCCCCCAAGAGAACAAUGUCACAGCAUUGCUUGUACGCUCUUUGGAGUCAAAUUGGUCAAAAGGAUCACUGAUGGCAGUGGAUGGAGGUGUUCAUCUAUCAGCCAUAACCAAGAUCCUAGAAGCAGACCAGCCCAAAGGCCUAGGUACCAAAGUCCCUUUGCCACAUGUUCUUGAGAAAGGCCCUUUUGCUGGCUUCACAAUCCACUCUUCAUCAGCAACAGUCAACGCCGGUGAUGUUAUAAGAAACCAAAUCGACACUGUUCUGUUCACCCAUUCGCACCUUGACCAUAUUAGUGCUGUGGUCAUCAACACAGCUGGGCUGCCAGGAUCUCGACCCAAACGACUAGUCGGCCAGGAAUGUACCAUUGAAGCACUCAAGACACACAUAUUCAACAACGUCAUUUGGCCAAAUCUGUCUGAUGAGAAUAACGGUGCGGGAUUGGUGACUUACUUGCGCCUUGCUGAGGGCGGCAAUCCGGCAAUUGGUGAUGGUGCUGGUAAAGGCUAUUUAGAACUAGCGGAUGGCCUCGGCGUCAAACUUUUCAGUGUCAGUCAUGGACACUGUAUUGAGAGAAAACCAACCCGAGGCUCCUCUACCUUCCGGUAUGGAAGUUUCGAUACUUCAUCAACCACGGCAUCGCCAAGAGGUGCGCCGGGCAGCACAGCGGCGUCUGGACCGCCUUCCUUGUUUAGGGGAUCUGGUGGCGGCCCCGAAAAAGACACAAUCUCGGUUUAUGACUCCAGUGCGUACUUCAUACGUGACUAUACCACUGGUCGGGAGAUUCUUGUAUUCGGCGACGUCGAACCAGAUUCCAUGUCGCUGUCUCCUCGAAAUUUAAAUAUCUGGAAGGAAUCAGCACCGCGAAUCGCAAAUGGCAACUUAGUUGCAAUUUUCAUUGAAUGCUCGUAUGACAAUAGUCAGAGUGAUGACCGUCUGUUUGGCCAUCUAACACCUCGUUACAUCAUUCAAGAGUUGCAAGCUCUUGCCGCCACUGUUGAGAUGGCAGCACAAGCUCCGCUGAAAUUCGAUUCGACUAAGAAACGCAAGAGAGAGGCUGAGCAGGGCACCAACAAGACCAACAACGCUACUGUAGCGGAUGAUGAUGAUCGCGCAAUCUCGCCAAAGUCCACGAGACCGGCGAAGAAGGGAUCGAGUGCUACCACGACCGGUCCAGACCACAGUGGAAUGGAUACGCCGCAUAUUGCGACACCAACAGCGGAGAUGUCUCUCACAGAACUUGAGGCUGAUGCAUCUGACGCCAAUCACGUGCCGCUCACUCCUCAGUCAGCCAAUGUCCUCCGGGGUCUAAAGGUUAUUAUCAUUCACGUCAAGGGGAAACUCGUGGACGGAGAUCCACCAGGUGAUACCAUACUAUCCCAACUGCAGAAAGCAGAGAGUGAAGCCCGAUUGGGUUGUGAAUUCAUUAUCUCGAGCACAGGACAGAGCUUCCUAUUCUAG
Messenger RNA from Xylaria bambusicola, 1542 nucleotides. Its product is annotated as cAMP phosphodiesterase class-II. The record is from RefSeq and is a predicted model, not a curated record. Gene Ontology annotation, molecular function: 3',5'-cyclic-AMP phosphodiesterase activity; 3',5'-cyclic-GMP phosphodiesterase activity. Gene Ontology annotation, biological process: cGMP catabolic process; negative regulation of glucose mediated signaling pathway; cAMP catabolic process. NCBI's taxonomy places the organism in Eukaryota, Fungi, Ascomycota, Sordariomycetes, Xylariales, Xylariaceae. The coding region runs from base 1 to 1542 and encodes 513 amino acids. The transcript has 2 exons.